Messenger RNA from Musa acuminata AAA Group (dessert banana), 1141 nucleotides. Its product is annotated as carbonic anhydrase 2-like. Gene Ontology annotation, biological process: carbon utilization. NCBI's taxonomy places the organism in Eukaryota, Viridiplantae, Streptophyta, Magnoliopsida, Zingiberales, Musaceae. The record is from RefSeq and is a predicted model, not a curated record. Gene Ontology annotation, molecular function: carbonate dehydratase activity; zinc ion binding. The coding region runs from base 91 to 906 and encodes 271 amino acids. The transcript is spliced from 8 exons.
AUCCCCUCUCUCUCUCUCUCACCUGUCCUUGUCCUCAUCUGCUCGGGUCCCUCGGCAUAAAUCCCCUGGGAUCCAUCGUCUCCCUGCACAAUGUCGACCGCCGCGGUGCACUGCGUCGCCCCGCUCGUCGGAGCCAACAAGCCCAAGGCCGCCGCUGCCGCCAGAGUCCUCUCCAACCUCAACAACAGCAGCGGCAGCAACAAGAAGAACGCCUCUUCGGCUCCCUCUCCCUCGUUCCCUCGCCUCAUCAGGAACUCUCCCGUCUUUGCGACCCCAACCACCGCCGCGCCGGCCGUGGAAAUGGAGCCAGUGGAGCGAGUCAAAUCCGGGUUUGCGGACUUUAAGAAGGAGGUGUACGAGAAGAAGACUGAUUUGUUUGCUGAUCUCAAAGAGGGUCAAAGCCCCAAGUUCAUGGUGUUCGCAUGCGCCGACUCCCGCGUGUGCCCCUCCGUGGUGCUCAACUUCCAGCCCGGUGAAGCCUUCACUAUCCGCAACAUCGCCAACAUGGUCCCUCCCUAUGACCAGGUUAAGUACGCCGGAGUUGGGGCCGCCAUCGAGUACGCUGUGCUCCAUCUCAAGGUGGAGAACAUAAUGGUGAUCGGCCACAGCCGCUGCGGUGGGAUCAAGGGACUCAUGUCCGUCAAGGACGACGGCACCACCAGCACUGACUUCAUCGAGGACUGGGUGAAGAUUUGUCUUCCGGCAAGAGACAAGGUGAAGGCCACUCACUCCAGUUUGCCAUUCGAGGAGCAGUGCACCCAGUGCGAGAAGGAGGCUGUAAAUGUUUCACUGCAAAACCUGAAGACCUACCCCUUCGUGAAAGAUGCCGUGGAGAAGAAGUCCCUGAAACUGAUUGGAGCACACUAUGACUUCGUCAAUGGCGUCUUUGAGACAUGGGCGGACUAAAAGGCUCACCCUCGGCUGCUCAAUGUUAAAGCCGGAGUCUGUAGCAAUAACCUAUGAUGUAAUCAUGUGUUUCUGACCAUGGUGUUUACACACCAUGAUGUACCGUUCGACCCUUCUUUUGGAUCAGAACAUCAUUAAGAAUAUAAUAUCCAUCCAAGAUAAAAAUCUGAGAUCAAUAACCUGUAUUUUAGGCUCAGAAUGGCAAAUAUAAAUGGUUUCAGCAGUUAAACUUCCA